Molecule: messenger RNA, 1953 nt
Organism: Lodderomyces oxycetoniae
Lineage: Eukaryota; Fungi; Ascomycota; Pichiomycetes; Serinales; Debaryomycetaceae
Gene: DBF2
Product: serine/threonine-protein kinase
Exons: 1
Coding region: 1-1953 (650 amino acids)
Biological process (GO): intracellular signal transduction; peptidyl-serine phosphorylation
Cellular component (GO): spindle pole body
Molecular function (GO): ATP binding; protein serine/threonine kinase activity
Source: RefSeq, a predicted model, not a curated record
AUGACGAGUUUUUUCAAUAGGUCCUCGCCAAGACACAACCAUACCAAUGAAAUAGGUGAUAUUUCUCAAUCAAUGGAAAACAUUUCCAUCUCGAGUAAUAUGAUGGACGUAGAUACAAGUUACAGAUCACCAAAUAACAACAAUAAUAAUAAUAAUAAUAAAUCAUUUGCAAAUACUACAACUAAUCAUCACCAACCCACGUUUAACAAGGAGAAUAUCACACCAUUAAGUUCACCUACCAAAUCCAUUUUACAUACAUCACCAAUAACUCCCUUUAACAACAAUACCAACCAAAAAACAAAACUUUAUCAAACUCCACUGACACCAACUCCAUUAAACGACCGAAAUCCUUCACAUGGAAAUAAGCGUAGUUUGCAAGAUAAUAUCAAUCUGCUACAACCUCCGCCUAGUCAAAGGUAUAAAUUAUCAGAGGAAGAAUUUAGGAAACGGGCCAAUAAUCCAAAAACUAAAAGACUCACUUCGGUAGCACAGUUAUAUUUUCUUGACUACUACUGCGACAUGUUUGAUUAUGUUAUAAGUAGAAGAGAACGAACUCAGUUUGUUGAGAAAAAGUUGAUGACUGAUCCCAAAUUCUGCAAUGACCCCAAAAGACAACAAUUGGAAUGGAAAAACUAUAUAGGUAGAGAGCGAGCAUUGCUACGUAAAAGAAGAUUAAAGCCAAAACAUCGAGAUUUUGAAAUGAUUACCCAAGUAGGUCAAGGAGGGUAUGGGCAGGUAUUCUUAGCACGUAAAAAGGAUACUAGAGAAAUCUGUGCUUUAAAAAUUUUAAAUAAAAAAUUGCUUGUCAAAUUGGAUGAAACAAGACAUGUGUUAACAGAAAGAGACAUCUUAACAAAUACCAGAAGCGAAUGGUUAGUUAAAUUACUUUAUGCUUUUCAAGAUCCCGAAAAAGUGUUUUUAGCAAUGGAAUUUGUGCCAGGAGGGGAUUUCAGAACACUAUUGAAUAAUACUGGUUAUUUAAUUCCUCCACACGCGCGCUUUUAUAUAAGCGAAAUGUUUGCGGCUGUUAAUUCACUUCAUGAAUUGGGAUUUACUCACCGUGAUUUGAAACCAGAAAACUUUUUAAUUGACUCAAAGGGGCAUAUUAAAUUGACCGAUUUCGGAUUGGCUGCAGGCACGGUUUCAAAUGAUCGAAUUGAAUCGAUGAGAUUAAAACUAAAGAACUUGGAGGUUGGUCAGCAGCAGUAUCAAAUCCCAUCGCGAUUAAUGAUGGAAAGACAAAAGAUUUUCAAGCAAAGUCAAGGACACCACAAUCUAGCUAACUCAAUUGUAGGCUCUCCAGAUUAUAUGGCUUUGGAAGUAUUAGAAGGGAAAAGUUAUGAUUAUACAAUUGAUUAUUGGUCUUUGGGGUGUAUGUUAUUUGAAGCACUUUGUGGGUACCCGCCAUUUUCCGGUUCCAAGCAAGAUGAGACAUAUUAUAAUUUAAAGCACUGGAAAACUUCAUUACGUAGACCCCAGACCAAGGACGGUAGAUAUGUUUUCAGUGACAGAACUUGGGCAUUGAUAACCAAGCUAAUUGCAUCUCCCUCAACAAGGUUAAGGACAUUUAAACAAGUUCAACAAAUGUCGUAUUUUUCCGGUGUCACUGAAUGGGAAAAUUUAAGACAACGUACACCACCAUUCACACCACAAUUGGAUAACGAAGAAGAUGCUGGGUAUUUUGAUGAUUUUGAAGAUGAGGAGAUGAUGGCUAAAUACAAAGACGUUUUUGCUAGACAAGAACAAAAUGAACAAUUAUUGGAAAAAAGUAAUAGUACAGCAAAAAGGAGAUUUUUGGAAAAUAAUUUCAUUGGGUUUACUUUUAAACAUAAAUCAAAUCCUAACAACAAGUUCAACUCUGGUGAAAUCAAUUUGUUGAAUAAUGGGUUAUCAUUAGGGAAUGGUAACGUGUUAGGAUCAGCAAAGUUGGAUCCAUUAGCAACAUUGUAUUGA